GUCCAACGUCGGGCCCAAUCGCCCCAAGGCCAUGUCGACCAUCGUUGGCCUGUGAGAAUCGCAGAGGCGCCCUUGGCAUUCUUCCUAAACCAUCUGCACCAAUCCUUCCCGCAGAUGCAGCCGCCCUACCUUCUCGCGCCCUCUUUCUUUGGUCUUGCGACAAGGCAGGCUUGCCGUGCCCUUCGGCCGGAACGCGGGCUUGCCCACCCCAAGACGCGCAGGUUUCUCAUCCCCUGGCAGUCCCCCUGGCGGGGACUUAACUGAUGAUCCAACCAGCACCAGACAAUGUCGUUCAUCCAACCACAAGCUGACAGCGCUGGUAGAAUCAACGGUCGAUCCCAGCCCUCGGUCGCGAUAAAACACACUACCGACCAUGCUCGCUCGGGCCAUCCCCUCACAGCAGCCACAAAUGUCUUCUGUCUACUGCUCCGCAACAGGAUCGCACAAUCUAAAUCCACGUCAUGGCUCGGAUCAAGGCCGUCGUCAUUUCCCAAACUACAAUGUAGUGCACAGCCAUCCAAGGCACAAGGCAACCACCAACGGCCACCGUACCCUUGUCCGCGUCUUAACACGUCGAAUCACCAGAAUUGUACCGCAGGUGGGAUCGGCGUUUCACUACCGAGCUCGCUGCUGCAUGCGAGCGACAGGAGGGCCAUAUGAGAUGUGCUGUCUGUGUUGGCAAAGUGGACGAAGUCCAGCCAUUGAACUGACAUCGGCGAACCGGUGGAAAAGCAUAUCCUUCACCGGCUGCAAGCUGCAGCAUUUGCAUGCAUGCACACUAUUGAAAUGCUGUGCAUACCAAUUCGGAAGUCGGAUGCCGCCGCGUCCAUUGCUGCGAUCGCGAAAUAACGGGUUGUUGUUCUAUGUUCGCUCUGUCGAUAAUUAUCGCAGAAAAUUAGAAACAACUAAGGCAUUGCAAGCUGGGCGGCAAAUCCUAUGGUGGCUGAUAAUACCUGACAAUUAUCGAGGUCAUGUAUAGCGAUGGGGCCGUUGCAAACAACUGGAAGUUUAAGAGUAUUGUGGCGGAUGCAUUGAGAAAUGUACCGAUGAAGCGGGUUCAAACCAACAACCCGUUCACGGUUUCGCCGUGGGAUGAGACGUCACCGUAGGAGGAGCAGAAACAGGAGCCAUCGACACUGCCUGCGCAGUCCGAAUUGAAGUAAGGGUGCGAAGGAGGGCCGUUGGAGCAAGUGGCCGCCAGGGUAGGAUUUCUAAAUCAUGCAGCCGGAUUAGAAGCAUGUUCCAAAGACAUCCAUUUGACGAAUAAGGCACGGAUGCACUGCAGGCUUCCCCGGCGUGGAGAUCCAACCGACAACACCUCUGCAUCGAUCAUGCCCGUUGAGUAGUUCGUCUC
Molecule: messenger RNA, 1354 nt
Organism: Colletotrichum destructivum
Lineage: Eukaryota; Fungi; Ascomycota; Sordariomycetes; Glomerellales; Glomerellaceae
Exons: 1
Coding region: 374-979 (201 amino acids)
Source: RefSeq, a predicted model, not a curated record